AUGACCACAUAUUUGAAAACUAGAACGCAUGUACCAGUGUCAUCACCUAAUGAGUUGUACGAUAUUGAUGUUACUGACAUUAAUGAGGACACAGAGGAUAAUGCGGAGAACCAGGCAUACGAAAAUGCUAAGGUACACCCGGCAUUUAUAUGCCUCAUUAAAAGUAGACUCAGUGAUACCGCGAUUGAUGCAAUAGCAUACGAAGAAAGCCUUAAUUCUUGGGACUCCAUUAAGGAUGCUCUUAUACGGAGAUUGCGAGAACCCAGGAAUGAGAUCCAAGUUAUGCAGGAGCUCAGUAGGGUGCGGCGUCAUAAAAACGAGAACGCUGAUAUGCUUGGUAGGCGUCUGCGUGAGUUAUUAGACACUUUGUUUUCCGUAGGCACCCAUUCCAACAAAUCAUACUAUGAAAAAAUGGUUAUAGAACAGUAUACGAACAAUUUAGAGUUCCAAGUAUCGAUAGGGGUGCGAAUAGCACAACCCCUCACUUUAGAAUCAGCCAUAGUCUUAGCUAGGCAAGAGGAAGCUAGACUUGCUUAUAAUAAGACAAAUUACAACAAUAACUUUUAUAACACACCAUCAACAUCGGCUCAGGCAAAGUUUAGGGAACCAAUACGUGCUUUAAAUCAGCCUCAAACCCCUUUAUCACCCAAAUAUAUUAACUCACAAAAUAAUCUAAGUAAUACAACUGUAGUUCCACGUCAGAAUAACCUGACUCCAGAACAAAGGCAGCAAUGGGUACAAUCCAUGUUACCAUGGAAAAACCGUCCAACAACAAAUAACUAUAGACCUACCUCAGGCAACUUUAGAAACAACAUACCACAUCAACAGGUUAGUCCCCCUCAGAAGGUGUCUGAUGUCACAAUGAGAUCUGUAAGUAAACCACAAAAACCACAGUUUGCUGCUGAGGAGCUAUUUUACACAGGCUCACCGGGAGACUACGAGCAACCAAAUCUCGAGGACGAGGAGGACUAUGCCGAUCAGCAAGGUCAGUACCAAGAUUGGGUCAACCAGCAGGAGUAUGAACCUCAAACGGAGGACGGAGAGGCCCAGGCAAAUUUUCUACAAGAAUUUCAAGGUAAGUUCCUCAUAGACACAGGAGCUUCGCGCUCUAUGAUAUCACCCAGUCUAAUACAUAACACAAUUUUCCAACACCUUGUCGAGUACGAACCCUUUGAAGUAAAGACAGCACACGCUACUACACGGCACAAUCAAGUUGCAUAUUUACCACUUCCCCCUGCAUUCAAUAGUGACUUAAUUCAUAAAUUCCUUAUUUUUGAUUUUGACAGGAAAUAUAAAGGCCUUAUAGGGUUAGAUCUACUAAAAACACUAUCUUGUAAUAUUGAUAUUGAAAAUAGGCUUUUACAUACCGCCAACUCAAGUAUUCCUAUUGCGUUCGAUUACCCAAGUAAGAAAAUAACAAUAGAGCCAAGAUGCGAAAAAAUUAUAUUAGUAAAAACCAAUUAUGCAGACGGUCAGUACAUUCAAGAUGAGUUCAUAUGGUGUAACGGCUUAAAAUCCCCCACCGCAAUAGUCGAAGUAAGAGAAGGUCAAUUUAGAACAUCUGUUAUUAACUUUAAUUCCGAGAAAAGAAUAAUAGCCAACAAUGAAAAGUUUGUUUUAGAACCAUACUUUGAGUAUACAGAGGUUUGUAAUUUAAAUCAUAUACAGGGAAGUUCAGACAUAGAUAAAGAGUUAUGUGACAACUUAGGCAAAAUUAGAACGGAACAUAUGAACGAAGAAGAGCAACGCGAGAUAAAUAGGAUUUGCUACCUUUAUAGAGACAUUUUCUACUCAGAAAACAUUCCACUUUCCUUCACACAUACUGUUAAACAUCAGCUAAGAUUGACAGACCAGACUCCAAUUUUUGUUAGAAGUUAUAGGCAACCCCCUCAGGAACGCAAAGAAAUACAAAAUCAAGUAGAUAACCUUUUAAAACAGGGUAUUAUUCGUGAAAGUAUAUCUCCAUGGUCAUGUCCUGUACAUAUCGUCCCGAAGAAACCAGACGCAUCAGGAAAAGUAAAAUGGAGGUUAGUCAUUGACUAUAGAAGGCUAAACGAUCGAAUAGUAGAAGACAAGUACCCGUUACCUAAUAUAUAUGACAUACUAGACAGACUAGGACGCGCGCAAUAUUUUACAACACUUGAUUUAGCAAGCGGUUAUCAUCAGGUGGAAAUGCACCCCGAUGAUAUAGAAAAAACUGCUUUUACCACCGAGAGAGGACACUACGAAUUUCUUAGGAUGCCAUUUGGUUUAAAGAAUGCACCUAGUACUUUCCAGAGACUUAUGGAUCACAUCCUUAGAGGUAUAGAUAACGUGUUCACUUACUUAGAUGACGUCAAACCUAAACCGAUGACCUUAUGUCUUAAGAAAAAGAGCAAAGUAAUACACUCCCCGGAAUUUUUAGAAUGUUUCAAUAAAUGCAAACAAAUUUUGACCAAUGCACCUAUUUUACAGUAUCCAAAUUUUGACGAGUCUUUUAUAUUAACAACAGAUGCGUCAGACGUAGCCCUUGGUGCAGUAUUGUCUCAAGGAAAAGUAGGCUCAGAUAAGCCAGUGGCAUACGCAUCAAGAACUCUUUCCGAUACAGAAGCCCGAUAUUCCACCAUAGAAAAAGAACUUUUAGCCAUCGUCUGGGCAAUGAAGUACUUUAGACCGUAUCUUUACGGGCGAAAGUUUGUAAUAUAUACCGACCAUAGGCCUUUAACGUGGCUUAUGUCACUAAAAGACCCCAAUUCUAAAUUGACUAGGUGGAGACUUAAACUGGCUGAGUACGAUUACACGGUUGUAUAUAAAAAGGGUCGACAAAAUACAAAUGCCCUCUCGCGAGUUAAAAUUUACCAUAAAAGAGUAGAUUCACUUGCACUAAACUUAGACGACAAUGACGAUGACGAUAUUAUAAAUAGAAUAUUUGACAACGUUCGCCAGGGAGCAGUACAGGAUAACGUACCUGCGGAUAAUAAUGACAGUAAUAGCGAUAAUAAUAGCACUAACGACAAUAACGUGACAGUUAGACCUAACAUAUUACAUAACCCAGACACUGAAUCUGACAGUAUGAGCGUCGUGUCACUGGACCCUGAUAAUUUAGUUUCAACAAACCAUACCCAGCCUGAUAACGAAAAUAACGGAAUACCAAUCUUAUCAGAUGCUAUAGACAGACAAUUAAAGCAAUUUCAUAUUAGGUCAACCCCAGGUUCCACAUAUAGAGUAGAAAAUAGGUCAACUAACUCUAGAACGGUAAUUAAAGAUGUCUUUAUUCCAGUGAAUAACACAGAGAAAGAAAUAGUUCAAUUCUUAAAAGAACAUACUAUUGCCGAUCGUGUAUUUUACUGCUACUUCUAUAACGAAGAGUUAUAUUUAGCAUUUUCUAAAGUUUACACAACAAUUUUUAAUGAGAGAGGUCCUAAGCUCUUCAGAUGCAAAUCACGCGUUACCUUAGUUGAAAACAAGACGGAACAACAAGAAAUAAUUAAGAAAUAUCAUGAGGGUAAAACAGUGCAUCGUGGUAUACAAGAAACGUAUAAGCAAAUACACAAAAACUACCACUGGUCCCACAUGUUGCUUACCAUCCAGGCAUUUAUAAAUAAGUGUAGCAUCUGUUUACAAGCAAAAUAUGAAAGAAACCCCCUUAGACCCUCGUUAGCCCUAACGGAAACACCCACUAAACCUAUGCAACAUAUUUUUAUGGAUUUAUAUUCUACAGGUGGAGCUACCUUCCUUACUAUUAUAGAUAAUUUUUCAAAAUUCGCACAAGCAAUCCCAUUAAACGCAACUAGUAGUGUACAUAUAGCUGAUGCCCUAUUUCAGGUUUUCUCAAUUUUAGGUACCCCAUUUAAAAUUACUACAGACUCUGAUAGCAAGUUUGAUAAUGAGGUAAUAAAAGAGAUGUGCGCUUUACAUGAUAUCAACAUUCACUUUACAACGCCGUAUAAUCCGAAUUCAAAUUCACCCGUAGAACGCUUUCAUUCAACUAUAGGAGAAAUUAUUAGAAUCCAACGAAUGACUAACAAGGACGACCCUAUACAAUUAAUUAUGAAGUUUUCCAUCAUAGCUUACAACAACUCUAUUCAUUCUGCAACGGAAUAUACCCCACACGAGCUACUCUUCGGACAUACAGCAUCCAGAAACCCACUAGAGUUACAUUACCCUAAGCAAUUUUACCAGGAUUAUGUUAUCAAACACAAAAUGCAAGCCGAAGCUGUACAAGAAUGCGUUACGGCGCACAUGGCGAAAAACAAGGAGCAGGUAAUAGCGAAGCGGAACCAGGCAGCAGAAGAAAUAACAUUCAAGGUAGGUGAAACAGUUUACAAACAGGUGGCCAAAACAGCGAGAAACGACAAAACCAAACCGGUUUUCAAAGGACCCUAUAAAAUCAUCCAUUUUCAUCCAAACAGUGUAGCAGAAAUUAUAGGAAAUCACCCUAAUUCUAAGUCGAUCCGGGUUCACUUCAAACUUCUACGAAGGCCUCAUCUUGUUCCAGGACAAUCAUCCUCGGAGCCUUCGUGUUCCAGGAUAGAAAGGUCUAUCAGCGUUAAAGCUUAUAGUACAGAACAUUCGCUAACAUUUAUACUAGAAAUCCCGUCCAUUCAACCCACUACAUAUGAUUAUAUACAUAUCUACUCCCUACCCAACAACCGUAACCUUACCAUUAUACCAAAAUCCAAAUUCCUUGCACUUGGAAGCGAUGAGUACGCUUAUCUAGAAGAAAACUGCAAGAAGAUAGCUGAAGACACCCAGCUCUGCAAAGCAUUAGACACGAGAUCAAUAGAGAAGUCAGAAGAUUGCAUCAUUUCACUCAUUAAACAGAAACCUGGUAACUGUACUCAUGCUCGUAUACACCUGAAACGAGGAAAACUACAGAAGAUUCAAGAAAAUACAUGGCUUAUAGUAUCAAAUGAACCGGAAGUUGUGAAAACGCAGUGCGGCCAGAAAACCGAAUAUAAAAAAUUAGCAGGAACAUUCCUCGCCAACCUAACAGAGGACUGUCAAAUUAAUAUUAUGAACAGAACAAUAAGAACACACACCACUAGUACCACCAUCAAUGAAAUAAUCCCAUUACCUAACGAAUACCUCAUACCACAGAAAGAAGCCCAAUACGAGAUUCAUCUUGAAGACGUCUCAUUGGAUAGUGUCCAUGAACUGAUAAACAAAGCUGAAGACAUUGAAGUCGAACCUGUCAACUGGACCUAUAUGAUGGCAAUCCCCAGUUGGCCCACAUUGCUCCUCUACACAUUCGUAAUAUCCGCAAUAAGCUGGAGAAUAUACAGUUUCAAGAAACAUACAGCGGUAGCAAGUCGCGAGGACGCUCCUGGAAGCUCUAGGACUAGCUUCCAUCUUAAGGAGGGAGGAGUUACCAUGCCGUAA
This is a messenger RNA of Pararge aegeria (speckled wood butterfly), 5361 nucleotides long. RefSeq lists its product as uncharacterized. The record is from RefSeq and is a predicted model, not a curated record. Gene Ontology annotation, biological process: proteolysis; DNA integration. Gene Ontology annotation, molecular function: aspartic-type endopeptidase activity; nucleic acid binding. The coding region runs from base 1 to 5361 and encodes 1786 amino acids. The transcript has 4 exons. Lineage: Eukaryota; Metazoa; Arthropoda; Insecta; Lepidoptera; Nymphalidae.